CAUAGACUACUAGUUCACGAAAAUUAUUGUGAAAAAUGUACAGAGAUAGACAGAGACUGGCACACCCACCUACCCAUAAGGGACCAAAAGUCUUUCAAAUAAUUCACUUUGUUCAUUGCAUCAAUCACGUAUAGAAAGAAAGAAGAGAGAAGAGAAGAGAAGAAAGAAAUUGAAGGUGAGAGAGAUGGAAGGCCUCAUCCCUAUGGUUUACAAGGCGCUGAAGAAGAAGACGACUCGCCGGCAAUACAAGUGUCUCUCCUCCGGUGCUGCUCAAACCUAUAACAACAACAUCUCAGUUGACUUCUAUGCCCAACAAGGUUACAAAAGCUAUCAACUGGAAAUGGCUAGUUCCAUUGGUGGUGGUGGUGGUGAUGUUGAAUUAAUGGCUAGUAGUAAUGGCCGCCACCACCACCACCGACGACACAAGUCCUCCAUUGGCGAUUAUUCCACUGGGUUUUCGGCAGCACCAGAGGAUACGGAUACGGAUACGGUGGUGCUACACAAUAAGCAGCCGCAGCCCAAGCCCAAGCUGGUGCGCUUUAGGAGCCAUAGAUUCUUCUCUUGUGUCACUCCAAACUCUGCAUGAUCAAAGAUCAACCCACCCCUUCUUCAAUUUUUGUGUAAAAUAUAAUACCAUAUUAUUGUUCUCUUUUGCUUAUUAAUUGUUUAGUGUUUUGGGCAAGGUCCAUGUGUAUAGUUUUUCUUUUUUUAAUUUUUAAAAGAAGCUAUUUUUCUCAUUUUAGGUCUGUUUCUUGUAGCUAGCCAAGGCAGAAUGCUAGUGAGAAUUUGGGAGAGUGAGAGAGAACAUGAUUAAUUAGCAUGAACAAGGAGAGAGUGAUAGUUUAAUUUAUUUUACGAUCACCAAAUUGAGACUUCAUAUCA
Molecule: messenger RNA, 882 nt
Organism: Camellia sinensis
Lineage: Eukaryota; Viridiplantae; Streptophyta; Magnoliopsida; Ericales; Theaceae
Source: RefSeq, a predicted model, not a curated record